Messenger RNA from Epinephelus moara (kelp grouper), 1995 nucleotides. RefSeq names its product sodium/potassium-transporting ATPase subunit beta-1-interacting protein 2-like. The coding region runs from base 1398 to 1892 and encodes 164 amino acids. Lineage: Eukaryota; Metazoa; Chordata; Actinopteri; Perciformes; Serranidae. The record is from RefSeq and is a predicted model, not a curated record. Gene Ontology annotation, biological process: regulation of sodium ion transport. The transcript is spliced from 4 exons.
CUCCUCUCGGCUGUCUCUCUCGGUCCGUUGGUCCAUCCCGGUUCCCAUUGUCUCCCCUCUCCGCUCCUUGAAGACAACCGGGACACGACAAACUAAACUUAACCGUUAUUCCGCUCACAGCGCCUCGCGCACGUUACGUCAGGAGACUUACCUCGACCCGAAAUCUCACCCUGUCCCUGUCCAGCCGGAAUGUGGACACGCUUUCAUGUCUUUAUUUUAAUUUAACGUCUCAGAAGAUUUAUUUCCUGUAACGGAGGAGGCGGUGAAUGAACCGAGUAACGGCUGACAGGACGGCGGCGGUGUUGUGGAGGAGCUGAACCGGAGGAGGAGGACUUGUUAUCCGACAGAGACGCCGAAAUCAGCGUCCAGGGGCUGGUGACAUAUCACAACAUCCUAGCAACAAUUUUACUCAGCGUCUCCUGAGUGGAUAAAACACCACAUUCAGAGAGAGGACACAAAGAUACCGAAUUACAACCGUUGUUUUGUGGGGAUAAAACACGUUGUGUGUUGGUUCCGGUGUGAAUGAGAGGAUGUUGCCGCUACAUGCCCGUUACUUCCCCUGAGAGGAGAGGAGAGGAGAGGAGAGGAGCAGGUCUGUGAGAGGAGGCAGGAUCCAGGAGGCAGAGACCACUUUCACUUGUCUUCUCCACCCUAAAACAAAUUAGGCUGUUUCAAUCAGCCAAAUCCAAGUGGCGCUUAAUCGGAUUAUUAAACAAAAGAGGCUUUAAUCUGGGGGAAUAUAUCCAUCUAAUCUCACCAUCUCUGCUCCUCUAAGUGGCUACUGUACCGUGCUAGAUCUGUGACAAGGAUGCGACUAAUCGACGUGAUUGGAGACUUUGUGGUCCAGUAGAUGAUGCUUGGACAAGUUGCCCCUUUCUGGACAUAGCUGGAGGGUCACUGUAACCUUUGCUUCAUUGGUGAAGGCAUUUACAUGAUCAGAAAUUAAUCCUUCCCAAUCAAUCAAAAUGCACCACAGCACCUGAUUGAUCAGACACUACCUUCAAGGUUUCCCCCCCACAAGCUUCCUGGAUACACCAAGAACAAUUCGUGGACUUGAAUUAUCCCCAAGGCCCACCGUCCAUCCUUUGAUCCCUGACCCCAUGUGUGUUGAAAAUCCAAAGGACCACGUUUCAGGCUGUUUGCCUGUCAGCACCCGAGCCAUUUCAAUGAAGUAGUGGCCCCUUUUUCUAUUCCCCCGAGCUCCAGCGAGUACAGGGGCUGCACUCUGUUCGCCGAGGCCGAGCAGCGAGAGCCUCCACCUGGGCUGCCAGCCAGCCAGACGGCCCUCCGGGGGGCUUUUUGGAUUUCGAAGGUUCCAGCUGGAGGAUUUGGGAGUUUUACCCAGAGUUUCGUCUCCACGUGGAUCGCUGGAGAGAGAGAGGGAGGAGGAGGACAUCAUGGGGUGCUGUAGUGGCAGGUGCACCUUGGCCUUCAUCUGUGGCAUGCAGCUGGUCAGCGUGUUGGAGCGUCAGGUGAUAGAUUUCCUGGGCUACCAGUGGGCUCCCAUCCUGACCAACUUCCUCCACAUCAUUGUCGUCAUCCUGGGCCUGUUUGGCACCAUCCAGUUCAGGCCGAGAUAUGUCACCGGGUACGCCGCCUGGCUGGUCGUGUGGAUGACCUGGAAUGUUUUCAUCAUCUGUUUCUACCUGGAGGUUGGGGAUCUGUCCAGAGACUCUGACCUUGUCCUGACGUUCAACCUGUCCAUGCAUCGCUCCUGGUGGAUGGAGAACGGCCCGGGGUGCAGGGUGACACCCAUCACUCCACCUCCCUCCUGGGCGCCCGAGGACCACCGAUAUAUAUCUAUAUCCGGCUGUCUGAUGGAUUUCCAGUUCAUAGAGGUGGCUCACUCCUCGCUGCAGAUACUCCUGGCUGUAAGUACUCAGGCUAAAUAAGUACUUUCUUGUAUGUACCCUAAUUUCAAACUCAAGUAUUGCUUUCUUUCUGACAUAAAACUUAAAGCACCAUUAUUGAUCUUUUUUACCACUUGUGGGAAAU